CCGGGCGGUGCCGCCAUGCCCCGCGUUGCCAUGGAGACGGCGACGCCACCGGCCCGGUCCGGCCCGCCCCGCCCCGCCCCGCACGGCGCCGCAUCGGCCCCGGGGCCGCUCAGGGCCCGCAGCGAUGGGCAGCGUUCAGCAGCGCCUGCAGCGCUUCCUCGACCGCCCCGGGCCGCUCUCCGACCUCCUGGGCCGCCUGGAGGCCCGCACCGGUGUCCGCCGGCUCUACCUGGCCACAGGCUCCCUGACCUUCCUGGGGCUGUACCUGGUGUUUGGCUACGGUGCCUCGCUGGUCUGCAACCUCAUUGGCUUCGCCUACCCUGCAUAUGUCUCGUAAGUAUCGGCUCUACAGCCCUGGAUGGCAUCAAAGCCAUCGAGAGCUCCAGCAAGGAGGACGACACCACGUGGCUCACCUACUGGGUGGUGUACGGCGUCUUCAGUAUAGCCGAGUUCUUCUCUGACAUUUUCCUCUACUGGUUCCCCUUCUACUAUGCUGGGAAGUGCUUGUUCCUGGUGUGGUGCAUGGCCCCGGUGUCCUGGAAUGGCUCACAGGUGCUCUACCACAACGUCAUCCGGCCCUGCUUCCUCAAACACCACCGUGCUGUGGACUCAGUGUUCAGUGACCUCAGCACCAAAGCACUGGAUGCAGCCUCUGCCAUCACCAGAGAAGCCUCUGAGGCCGCCGUGAAGCUGGCACAGGAAGCGAAGAGCAAAUGAUGCACCGGGACAACGCCGGCCUGAGCCCGGCCCCCGCUCCCCUCGUCUCGGGUUCCCCCCCUCCCCCCCAAGUAAAGCGGCUCCCGAUCCA
Gallus gallus (chicken) is the source of this 808-nucleotide messenger RNA. RefSeq names its product receptor accessory protein 6 (gene REEP6). The record is from RefSeq and is a predicted model, not a curated record. Bases 16 to 717 code for a protein of 233 amino acids. The transcript is spliced from 5 exons. Lineage: Eukaryota; Metazoa; Chordata; Aves; Galliformes; Phasianidae.